ACGGAAACCACGUGGUAUUUACUUAAGUUCUCAUAUUGAUCCUUUCAGGUAUACAGGAGUGAUGGUAUCUGUAAUAUCCAAUGGAUUGCUCUGAUACCAUAUAAGGUAAUGUGAAACUGUAUCAAUUAUUAAUUAUUAAUGAGGCACACCCACCCACUGCACUGUGUGUGUGUGUAUAUAUAUAUAGUUAAGUUGUUGCUCAUGCACUUAGCUGUAAGAUAUGGAUUAUGAAGAUGAUGAAACGUUGUUCAUUUUGGAAGAGAAUUACAACUUUACACUGAACCCUCUCAUCAAUGGUCCUGCACUAGCCAGUAUUGUGGGCCUGGAGCUGUUUGCUGGCUUCAUCACUAAUUCCUUAUUGCUUGCACUAACUGUCUUUCAGUGGAAGAACUGGAAACUGCCUUCAACAGUAUUCCUUACUAACCUGUUGCUCUGUAACCUACUGCUGGUACUACUAGUGAUGCCAUUCACCAUUAUUACAGGAGCUACUGGUGAGUGGGUUUUUGGGAGGAAUCCUGUAGAAAAGAGAACAGUCUGUAGGAUAAUUGCAUUCAUCUUCUGGUAUGGUAUUACUGUGUUCACAUUUGGACUAGUCAUAUUGUCAUUUGAUCGGUUCUUUUAUGUUGUAAAAGCAGUUGCUUACAAGAACAGAAUGACCAUUAAGAAAGCUGUCACCAUUGUGAUAGCCACAUGGGUUGCAGGAGGUGCAUUGAAUAUAACUCCAUUCUUUGGUAUGGGGAAAUAUUCAUUCAUUGCUUGCUGUGGAGUUUGUGUUCCAAGAUGGGCUGGAGAACCGGAGUAUAUUGUGUAUAUACUAAUAAUAUAUGUCACUUGUAUUCUGAGCAUUGUUGUUACCUCAAUUUGGACCUGUAUCUUCACAAGAAGGUUUCUUGGGAAAGAUGAGCGACGGACCCGAUUUGUAUCUCAAAACACUAGAAGUCAUCUUUAUGCAACUAAAAAUCAAAGGCUUCUCGGGUUAUUUGGAAUGACAGUUCUUGUACAUCUCCUGUGCUAUCUUCCUGGGAUAUCUUCAUCAUUCCUUGAGCUGUUCAUUCCAGUACCAGUACAACUGUACACUACAAUGUAUGUUGCAUUCUUAAUGGCUGCUACACUUGGACCAUUAGUCCAGUCUUUCUUCAGGAGGGACAUCAGGGAGACAUUGAGCCAGUUAUGUGGUGAAAAAUUUAAAGUGUUUGCAGUCAAUAGAUCAUUCAUUAGUAGCAGUAGCAUUAAAGUAAACACUAACUCAACUUGCCUUUGAGUCUGGCCAUAUUGUUUUAUUUCCAUGCUAUUUGUUUUUCAAAAAACAGUUAAUGUAUCAAUUACUUACUAUUGUUUUCAUUUAUUGUAUUCAAUUUCACAUUGUUAUGUACACACAGUUUUACUGUAUAAGGACUUGUUUGUAUUUAUAGUUGCAUUAAGAAACAAAACUUUGGUGCUGACAGUUAA
Amphimedon queenslandica is the source of this 1449-nucleotide messenger RNA. RefSeq names its product ultraviolet-sensitive opsin-like. The coding region runs from base 221 to 1261 and encodes 346 amino acids. Gene Ontology annotation, cellular component: membrane. Gene Ontology annotation, molecular function: G protein-coupled receptor activity. The record is from RefSeq and is a predicted model, not a curated record. NCBI's taxonomy places the organism in Eukaryota, Metazoa, Porifera, Demospongiae, Haplosclerida, Niphatidae. The transcript is spliced from 2 exons. Gene Ontology annotation, biological process: G protein-coupled receptor signaling pathway.